Messenger RNA from Caenorhabditis remanei, 999 nucleotides. RefSeq lists its product as uncharacterized. The transcript has 7 exons. The record is from RefSeq and is a predicted model, not a curated record. Lineage: Eukaryota; Metazoa; Nematoda; Chromadorea; Rhabditida; Rhabditidae. The coding region runs from base 1 to 999 and encodes 332 amino acids.
AUGGAACGACUCAUCCGAUAUGGAAGUGUUGACGCAAUUCCCUACUACAACUGUAGCUGGAAGACAUCUGAGGAGUGGAAUGAGUUGGGACUGAAACGACCAGUACUCGGAUGGUUUUUGGUUUUAUUCGGGGGAACUGUUGAGGUUCUCUACUUGCCCAUUCUUUACAUCAUUUUCAAAACCAAACUUAUCCGCUAUGCCUGCUACAAACUUAUAGUAUUUCUCGCUUUGACUGAUAUGAGUGCUACAGUGUGCAGUUCGAUAAUCAGUGGGAUUCUUUACAUCCAGGGAGCAGUGUUUUGCACCUAUCCGACGUUUGAAUACAUCGCUGGCGGAUUUGCAAUUAAUACAUGGUGCAUGGCAUGUGCCAUAAACAUCUCGUUGUUUACCAAUCGAGUAUGUAGUAUUGCAUUUCAUGAAUACAUCGACGUCAUCGAGGGGAAAUUGACGUAUUUUAGUAUGGUUAUAUCGGGGAUUUAUGGGAUGUACAUUCUGUUUUUCACACCAAUUAUUUGUUUCAAUUCGGUUGCGUUGGCAUGGAUUUCAGAGCCAUUGUCGGAGAGAGAAGAGAGUCAAGAAGCUGAUGAAAUGUACGACAAUGAAUGGCAAUCAUGGAAUAACUAUCUCUUCGUCGCUAUCAUGUUUUUCUUAUACAUCACUUAUUGUGUUUUAGUGAAGAAGUUGGCUCACGGACAGAAAUCCAAAAAAUCGAGAGCGAUAUUCAUCCAAUGCGCUGUAAUCUGUUUCUUCAACACAGUAACCGCUCUCGUCUACAAUGCAUUAUCCCUCAUGACACCUGCUCCAUGGAUUGUUCUUCUGGGUCAACUGUGUUGGUCUAUCAAUCAUGGAUGCCCUGCAAUCAUCUAUUUGACUAUGAAUGAAACUAUCAGAAAUAGUUUUUUACAGUUAUUCUGUAGACAUAAAGUCUCGAAAGUGGAAACUACUAACAGUGGUCACAACACUCAUCCAAUCACGGUCUCUCAUCAACAUGUGAUUUGA